GCGGCGGGUUUGAAAGCGGGAGAGGGGGCGGCGCGCGGCAGCGCAAAUAUGCAAAUUAUCCCGUGUGCUCAUUUGCAUGUGAUGAUUGACAGCAGUGCGAGGAUCCCACUUGCCUGCUCCUUACUGCAGUUCUUUCCAUGCUCUGGUCCAGCCAGGGGCACAGUGAGACGGGGGCUGCUUGGCUGACAGAUUUUUGAAGGGAUUUAAUGGUGGUCCACUGGAGACCAAGCUGAGCCUGGUCUGCUCAUUUUACUGGUGACUCAAAAAGGAUUUGCAGGCAGGGUCAAAGAUGGAAAAGGUGCAGUCCUAUUUAACGUUGGAUGAAGAUGACUUGCUCUCUGACCUCAGCAGUGGGGACCUGGAGAUGUUGCUAUCAUUCCUGGUGGGUAAGGUACAUGAAAUCGAAGUGAGAGUGAGCACAGAGAAGGAUGAGAUUAUGAGACUUGAGACAGAAAUAGCACAAUAUGUUGCAGAAAGAGACAACUGUCUGUCACUGGCAGCACAGAUUGUGCAUUUGCAUCCAGUAUUGGAAGAGGAAUUUAAGACUCAAGAACAACUUCAAGCUGUUGCAUCUGAGCUGAAAAGGCUGAAAAAGGACAUUGCUCAAGAUACCAGUGAGCAGCCAGAUGCGGCCAAAUUAGAACAAUUGAUAGCUGAAUCAGAAACCACAAUAACCUCUCUCCAUCAGAAACAGCGUAUGUUUAAAAGCGAGAAAGUUCAUCUGACUAAGGUACUGGAGACCACCAAAAAUACCCUUUCCAAGGCACAGGCAGAAAGCCAUGCAGCUGAUCAGGAGCUGCUUCGCUUGCAGAAAGAAUGUACUGAGCAAGCUAAUGUGAAGUCUUUGGGGGAUAAUGAAGCCGACAGACAGCUGGAUGCCUGCAUCAGACAGCUGGGAGUGUUAAACCUCCUCGCUAGGAAGAAGUGAACGUCUGUCUCCAGCAGAGGAUAUGUGUUAGUCAGCAGACCUGAAGUUCUGAAUUCCACUUGCAGGAGGUGUAGGCAAGUAGGUGGUGUGUGGCCACCAGUACACUGAGCCCCUGUUGGAGGAGUCAUGGGAAAACACACCACCUGGAGCAUAGCUGUACCAAGUUAAGCAGCCUGACUGCUUCUCAAUUUGAUUUCAUUUUACUUCAUUCACCUACCAGCUGCCCACCAGGACAUAGCAGCAAAAUAUUUGAUUGUUCUUCCCCAAUCUCGUCUUCUCUGGAUGCUGCAUUGGGGACAUGAAGCAAAACCUGCUGUAUGAUGAAUUCUGCUACUCUCUGUUUCAUGUAUGCAGGGUUUUAUUUUCAUAAAUAUUGAGACUAGUCCAAUGGUUUGUUUGUCAUUGGUGUCAGGGAUGCAGAGACUAAAGGAAACCAAUGGUUUAAGAAGGGCCCGUUUCAGCCAAACUCUCCUGGCAUCAGCCACUUCCUUGUCAGCUCAGUCUGGUUUGUGUGGCUGCUUCCCGUCCAACAAUAGAUUUCCCUUUCCAGCUAGUAGUGUAAUUUCCCUGUUUAGAUAGGCCAUAUCCGCUGCCCUGUUGCCCUUCUGUUGCUGUCUCAUUCCACUUCACAUGGACCUAUUGCCAUUCUUUGCAUUGGAUUGCCUUGAAGUUUCUCCAUGUUGAGAGUAGGGUAUCUCCCAGGCAAUCUGUGAGGAUCAUCAGGUGUAUGUGAAACACGACUGGAGACAGAAGCCAUUUGCUGAUCUGGAAGCUGGCCAGCUCAUGGGAGACGAUGUACGAAAUUGUGGCUAGGUGUAAUUGUAUUGCAGUGUGGCUAGAUUUCUGGAAAGUUCUGAGCAGAGACAUGGUUUUGCAUAACUUCGAAAUAAAGUCAACUUUCUUACAUAA
Molecule: messenger RNA, 1837 nt
Organism: Gopherus evgoodei (Goodes thornscrub tortoise)
Lineage: Eukaryota; Metazoa; Chordata; Testudines; Testudinidae
Exons: 7
Coding region: 290-928 (212 amino acids)
Source: RefSeq, a predicted model, not a curated record